This is a messenger RNA of Fukomys damarensis (Damara mole-rat), 638 nucleotides long. Its product is annotated as prepronociceptin-like. Gene Ontology annotation, molecular function: opioid receptor binding. The transcript has a single exon. Gene Ontology annotation, biological process: sensory perception; neuropeptide signaling pathway; chemical synaptic transmission. Gene Ontology annotation, cellular component: axon terminus; dendrite; neuronal cell body. NCBI's taxonomy places the organism in Eukaryota, Metazoa, Chordata, Mammalia, Rodentia, Bathyergidae. The coding region runs from base 1 to 516 and encodes 171 amino acids. The record is from RefSeq and is a predicted model, not a curated record.
AUGAUAAAGGACAGACUGCUUCCUUGCCUUGGAUUCAGAGUCCCUGCUCCUUUCUCCCCCUUGGAUUCAUGGAGGACCCUGUCCCUUUUCCUCCCACCUGUGUCUCUGCAGCUGUGCAUCCUCCAGUGUGAGGAGAAGGUGUUCCCCAGCCCCCUCUGGACUCCGUGCACCAAGAUCUUGGCCAGGGGCUCCUGGCAGCUCCGGCCCGCUGACCCCGAACACGUGGUGGCUGCUCUUUACCAGCCAAGAGCCUCAGAGAUGCAGCAUCUGAAGCGAAUGCCCCGUGUCCAGAGCCCGUUCCAGGACCAGGAAGAGACAGAGCCAGGCACGGAGGACGCUGGGGAGGUGGAGCAGAAACAGCUGCAGAAGAGGUUUGGGGGCUUCACCGGAGCCCGGAAGUCGGCCCGGAAGUUGGCCAACCAGAAGCGGUUCAGUGAGUUUAUGAGGCACUACCUGGUCCUGAGCAUGCAGUCAAGCCAGCGCCGACGCACCCUGCACCAGAAUGGUAAUGUGUAGCCGGAAGGGGUGCCCCUCCCAGCUGCACCGCCACUGCAACCCAUGAGUGAGUUGGAGACAAAGAGAGACCUCCCACACCCAGCCAUCUUAGCCUUUUCCCAGCUCCAAACACACGCAUGCAC